Salvia splendens (bonfire salvia) is the source of this 1103-nucleotide messenger RNA. Its product is annotated as ras-related protein RHN1. NCBI's taxonomy places the organism in Eukaryota, Viridiplantae, Streptophyta, Magnoliopsida, Lamiales, Lamiaceae. Bases 188 to 790 code for a protein of 200 amino acids. The record is from RefSeq and is a predicted model, not a curated record. Gene Ontology annotation, molecular function: GTPase activity; GTP binding. The transcript is spliced from 8 exons.
CACUUGAUCAGGUCGGUGAGAAAAGUCCAACUCAAAAACCCAACGAUUCACCCCACCAUCACCAUCACCACCACCAUCACCACCACCUCAUCCUUCUUCUUCAAUUUUCUGUGAAAUUCCACUACUUUCUCAUUGCUUCAACGCACUGUUUUGCAAGCUAAUCUUCUUCAUUCUCUCAACAAGGGCUAUGGCUGAUACUGCUCACAACAACCUCAAUGCUAAACUCGUCUUACUUGGAGACAUGGGUACUGGUAAAUCGAGCCUUGUCAUACGUUUCGUGAAGGGCCAAUUUCUCGAAUUCCAAGAAUCAACCAUCGGGGCGGCCUUCUUCUCACAGACGGUAUCUGUGAACAGUGCCACUGUGAAGUUUGAGAUCUGGGACACUGCUGGCCAGGAGAGGUAUCAUAGCUUGGCUCCCAUGUAUUAUAGAGGUGCCGCUGCUGCGAUCAUCGUUUACGACAUCACUAGCUCGGAUUCAUUUGCAAAGGCUAAGAAGUGGGUGCAGGAACUACAAAAGCAAGGUAAUCCUAACAUGGUUAUGGCACUGGCUGGAAAUAAAUGUGAUCUUGAAGACAAGAGGAAUGUAACUGCCGAAGAAGCCCGUGCUUAUGCUGAUGAAAAUGGUCUUUUCUUCUUGGAAACCUCUGCAAAAACUGCAGUUAAUGUCAAUGAUACAUUCUAUGAAAUAGCAAAGAAGUUACCUAGAGCUCAACCAACCCAAAAUCCAGCAGGAAUGCUCUUGGUUGAUAGACCUGCAGACGGAUCUCGUGCUGCAUCAUGUUGUGGUUAAGAACUGCCUGGGAAAUAACUACCGGCAGGUACUUUUCCUUGUAUGUCCCGCGUCCAUGGAAGUUGCGAGAAGUGUGCAAGUGAGACUCGUUAUGGUCUUUUCACAAUCUGUGUCUCGUAGGAAGCUGUAAAUGUAGUCUUUUUUUAUGCGAGUAUGUCGACUGCUGACUAAUCAUAAAAUUUCAUCUCUUUACCUCUGCAGCGGGUUUUGCAUUCCCGUACCUUAAAUCAAUAGUAUGUGAAUCAAAGAAUGACCCCACGAUAAUGUUCGUCUAAUUUAUUAUACUUCAUGUCCUAGUAUAUUUAAAGAUAAA